This is a messenger RNA of Magnusiomyces paraingens, 741 nucleotides long. RefSeq lists its product as uncharacterized. Gene Ontology annotation, cellular component: cytoplasm. Lineage: Eukaryota; Fungi; Ascomycota; Dipodascomycetes; Dipodascales; Dipodascaceae. The transcript has 2 exons. The record is from RefSeq and is a predicted model, not a curated record. Gene Ontology annotation, molecular function: protein phosphatase inhibitor activity. The coding region runs from base 1 to 741 and encodes 246 amino acids.
AUGGAUAUUUCGAAACUUUCACCACAAGAACAACGUCUCUAUAAGCUCUACGGUAAAUUACCUACCCGUUCAGAGCUCUUGCUCAAUAAGAAAUUGCGCGGAGGAGAUCGCAAGUUUUUUGAUUCCGGUGACUAUGCACUUUCAAAGGCUGGUAAAGAUACAGAUGCCGCAGGAGGUAAUAUUGAUGCAGAUAUUGGUGCAAAACGCCACCCUGAUCCAACUGAUAUCCCUCAUCAUUCAUCAUUCUCUGAACCUAGUCCAGGUCCUAGCCCAGCUGCAGCAUCUCUAGGUACUUCCAGUAAUAUUGGCCUCACACCAGUAACUUCUAUUCCAAGUAAUUCUGGGGGGUCUGAAGAUAUUAAUACAAGCAACAAUAACAACAAUAACAACAAUACAAGCAACAACACUUUUGAUGAAAUAAAGGGCAUCCAAUCUUCUAAUAAUACCCCAUUGGCUUCUCAUCAUGACUCAUUUUCUUCAGCUUCAUCAUCAUUGACAUCUUCAUCAUCAUCUUCUUCUUCUUCUUCUUCAUCCUUUUUAAAUAAUUUACCCACUGGAGAAGCUUCCCGUAGAGGAUCAAUUGUAAACCCAAUUCCAACAGUUCUACCACCACGAUCACCUCAUGCAGCCCCAGCAAGUUUACAACCAGGAAGUGCAGCUUUGUCUCUGAUAAAUAGUCAUUCUCCAGUUACAGCACAAGUCUUUGAACCCAGCACACUUCUCCAUGAGCGGAAAGAGUAA